CUGGACGGUCAGUCAGUCGCAUUUCGGUUAAUAGUCGUUCGUUCGGGUACUGUAGUCUUUAAUAGAGAACCUCUUUAUCCGAGUGGCUCGAGAUCGUCAUUCGUCGCACGUCUGCGAAGCUCUCGGUGGGAGUACAUAACCUUAUCGUUGUUUUCCUGCUCGAAAGUGAUUCACAAAAGCGACUCGACUGAUUGAAUUACAUACUCAAUAGUGAUACAUUGAGUAAGUUUGAUCAGAACAACAACACUCUAGUCCAGCCAUGCAGAACGUGAUCAAUUCGGUCAAAGGGACCGCUCUUGGAGUCGCCGAGUAUUUAACGCCGGUGUUGAAGGAAUCCAAGUUCAGGGAGACAGGAGUGUUAACACCGGAAGAGUUUGUAGCUGCUGGAGACCACCUGACACACCACUGUCCAACUUGGUCUUGGGCGAUCGGAGACGAAGCUAAGAUAAAGUCCUAUCUUCCGAAGGACAAGCAAUUUCUCAUAACUCGUAAUGUGCCAUGCUAUCGACGUUGCAAGCAGAUGGAAUACGUCGGUGAGGAAACCCUUGUAGAGGAAAAUGAUCAAGAUGGGGGAUGGGUUGAGACACACCAUUUCAAUCCGGAUGGAUCCGGUGGAUCCGGUUUGGAAGAUAAGGUCUGCGAGAUGACACUGGAGGGAGCCAAAAUGGAUGAUUCUAUGAAUCUUGAAGGUGGCAACGGUGACGACGACGACGAUGACGAUGAAGAUGGUGCGGCUAUCGAUAUGGACGAGUUCGAGGAGAGUGGUAUGUUGGAUCAUGUUGAUCCGUCACUGGCCACCGUUCCGGUGGAGAGCGUCAAGACGAAUAAAACGUCGGAAACCGACGGGGAUUCGGUAGUUCACACAAGAACCUACGAUCUGCAUAUAACGUACGAUAAGUACUACCAGACUCCCCGGCUGUGGGUAGUCGGCUACGACGAGAACCGUAAACCGCUUACAGUUGAACAGAUGUACGAGGAUGUUAGCCAGGACCAUGCCAAAAAGACUGUAACGAUGGAAACUCAUCCGCAUCUGCCGGGACCGAACAUGGCUUCCGUUCACCCGUGCAAGCACGCCGACAUUAUGAAGAAGAUCAUCCAAACCGUGGAGGACGGCGGUGGCGAAUUGGGAGUGCAUAUGUAUCUGAUCAUUUUCCUGAAAUUCGUUCAAACGGUGAUACCAACCAUCGAAUACGAUUUCACGCAGAAUUUCAACAUAACUAAUAAUAAGUAAACCAAAAACCACCAAAUCACCAGCCACGAAAAAAAAAAACAUCCACACAAACUGAUAUUAUAAACUUGCGCUUUGGCAAAUAUCCAAUAAGGCAACCAUACACCCGCACUUGUAUCCCGCGUUAAGCUUGCGCGAAAACGACAACAGCUAUGCCAUCAUGCGAUUGCUUUGUGUAGAUGGGCUUGAAAUCUUAUUAAACAAAAACAUAAGUAUCACACCAAUGUUACGAUCCGCAUACACCGCCGGAAAGUUGUUGAACGACGAAUUACCUUUAACCAGAGCAAUGAGGAACACGGAACUGCAUGAUGUUCCCAAGAUUGAGUGCAAGAGCUGAUAAAUGUUGGUGUAAAAAUCACUUCAGAGCUAAAUAAAAG
Molecule: messenger RNA, 1605 nt
Organism: Ochlerotatus camptorhynchus
Lineage: Eukaryota; Metazoa; Arthropoda; Insecta; Diptera; Culicidae
Gene: Atg3
Product: Autophagy-related protein 3
Exons: 5
Coding region: 260-1231 (323 amino acids)
Biological process (GO): autophagosome assembly; autophagy of mitochondrion; nucleophagy
Cellular component (GO): cytosol; phagophore assembly site
Molecular function (GO): Atg8-family ligase activity
Source: RefSeq, a predicted model, not a curated record